This is a messenger RNA of Trichomonas vaginalis G3, 2106 nucleotides long. RefSeq lists its product as uncharacterized. The coding region runs from base 1 to 2106 and encodes 701 amino acids. The record is from RefSeq and is a predicted model, not a curated record. The transcript has a single exon. NCBI's taxonomy places the organism in Eukaryota, Parabasalia, Trichomonadida, Trichomonadidae.
AUGCAGCAGCAAGUAACUACAUUCGCAGAGGCCAUAGCAAAGCUUACUGGAAUCACGGAAAAAGAAGUCAUGGAAACAUUUAAUAUCGAAACUCUUCAAUUGACAGAAGAUAUUAAACAUAUUUGCAAUAUAUGGCUAUCUCAGAAAGAUGAAAAGGCUAAAAUAGAGGAUUCAAUUCCAACAUUUGAGAAAUUAAGCCCAAUUCAGAGCUCUCCUGGCAAAGAAGUAAGAAAAUUUACAAUUGAAGAUUUAGCGUUAGCUUUUAUAGAGAUUUGCUGCACAAACGAAGGCAAGAAUCGAAUAAUUGAAAUUGUUCGAAGCAUGAAAAUCAUUAAUUUGAUACUCAAAAAACAAAUUAAAAUUAACUUUGAAAUUUCAGGAGCACGAACUCAAUUUUGCUUUGAUAAGACCUUCAAAAAUCCUCCUACAAUCAAGUUUAGUGAAAAAUUGCUUGAAUUCAGAAGUUUCCCCAUUUUUGUAGAAAAUGGUGUAUCUACUGCCGUAUUCAUACCUGCUUUCUCUUUCGGUCAUGAAGAUGGACACAUAAUACAUUUCUUAGAGGCAGGUCUUGAUAGUUUUAUCGAAAAAUUGUUGGCGUCAUGCAGAUUUUUUAGGAUGGUAGGACCAUGGAUCAUGCUGACUGAAAGAGCAUUAGCUAGUAAGGCAAAUGUCAUCGAUUACUUUGAAAAGGCUUAUCAAGAUUUGCACUAUAUUAGAGAGGUUAGGAAAUAUCUGAUUGAAAACGACCUCGAUGAUGAUGCUAGAAAAAAGCUCGAAAAAGAAUUAAAAGAUGUUGCUGAGAAUUACUUUCCUAAACAAGAGAAAGAUAUGAUUUCAUCUGUAAUUACCAUCAGCGACGGUUUAAAAUUAUUCCGAGAAAUUUUUGAUGAAGGAAAUUACACUGAAUUGAUCAACAUGUUGGAUGAAUUGAGCAUGAUAUUAUCAUCUGACACAUUAAUUGCGAGUGAUGAAUUCCUCAUCAAUUAUUCUAUUCAAAGUUUCAAUAUAUCAGUUUUCAAAAGAGACAAAUCCUUUUCUGAUGUAGCUCUUUAUCGCGAAUUGCUCGAGUUUCAUCCAAGCAUUAAAAAAGAGUUUCCUUUCGAAGUUAAAGAUGAUACAGUUUUCAUUCGCGCUAGUCACCUUUCAGAUGAAGCAUUGAAGUUUAAUUGGAAACAUUUGGAAAAAAAUCAGUCAGUUUUUGCAAACCUGAUGUUAGCUCUCCUUUCAAGAUGUGGCUCUGAUAUUCACCUUCCAAUUAUGAAUGGUAAAAUCCCACUAAUUAAAUUCGAAUGUGAAUACAAAGAUGAAGUUCAAAAAAUCAAUUUACAAAAGACUGAAUUGAGCAAUAUGACCAGAAGUGAAUGCGUUGCAUUCAUUACUAAUCAACUGUUUGGAGGUGAUAGCAAUAAAGCUAACUUUUUUAAUUCUGGAGCAGCCACAGAAUUUUUCCAAAUUAUAUACCCGGAUAUGAACGAUUUUUAUCUCUUAUUCAUUGAUUCUAGAAUUGACGACAUCAAGGCGCACUUUGAAUCCAAAGAAAAGUCCGAAUUAAUUCCUCCAGAGGAAUUCGAAAAAAUAAUAACUUCUCCUUCCAAUAUUGAAACACUCCUGAAUCAAUCAGGAACUCCUAAUUCUAACCUGGUUGCUCAAGGAUCAUCAAUGAAUUCUAAAGAUUACUCAUUGUCAUCAUCUUGUGAAGAAGAACAAAAAGAACCAGAAGAUAUUAAUGAUUUCCUCAAAACUUUUGGCAAAGAUAAAUCUAAAGAUUAUCUUGUAAAAAAGCCAAAAAUAACUGCUCUUGAUGAAGUCAAAUUAAGAAUUGAUGCAAUUAAAAAUCACGAACUCUCUGAAAAAAUUGAUAUAGAGUUGUGCUAUAAAGGUUUCAUUGUUUCUUUCCAAUGCGAUAGAAAUACAUCAAAAGAGAAAAUUGUUGGAGAAGCUAAGAGACGUUUUAUAUCAUUACAAAACAUUCAAGAUGACUACAUAAUCUUUUCUAUUCCUGGGUUAUCAACUUCAAUUAAUAACGCUGAUUUAAUUGAUUUCUUAAAAACAAAGAGUUAUUUAAAGCUCAAUGUCCACAUUAGAAAGCCGAGCUAUAUAAAUUAA